Messenger RNA from Panonychus citri (citrus red mite), 1655 nucleotides. Its product is annotated as zinc transporter ZIP10-like. Bases 374 to 1579 code for a protein of 401 amino acids. Gene Ontology annotation, molecular function: zinc ion transmembrane transporter activity. Gene Ontology annotation, cellular component: membrane. Gene Ontology annotation, biological process: zinc ion import across plasma membrane; intracellular zinc ion homeostasis. Lineage: Eukaryota; Metazoa; Arthropoda; Arachnida; Trombidiformes; Tetranychidae. The transcript has 3 exons. The record is from RefSeq and is a predicted model, not a curated record.
UCAAAAAUUUCUCCGAUUAAAUAAAUUGCUGUUGAUUGUGUCUUCUAAUUCAAUUGUUUCUUUCUUUACUUAAUCAAUGGUUAAUUGUAUUGUUUUCGUUCGAACAAUUUAUCCCCAUAGUUUAAUUUGACAACUUUAUUUCUUCACCACGGAUAAACAAACCAAAGCUUGAGAAUAUUUUUCUCUUUCUCUCUUUCUCUUUAUUUUUCUUUCUUUUCAUCUUUAUUUUUUUUCUUCUUUCAUCUUCUUCUUAAAUUUGACUAAUUUCUCUCUUAGUUGAUCUAUUGCUGAUCAAUAUUUUCCCUUGUUUUUUUUUUGGUUUACUGGUUGAAAAACUACAAAAGAGAAGCGGAUAAACAACCAAUAUUUUGUCAUGUCAGAAUCAACAUUAUUUCAACUAUGGUGUUAUGGAGCUGGUGCUGUGAUAUUUAUUAGUAUUGUUGGUUUGGGUGCAAUUCUCAUGAUUCCAAGCAUCAAAAAUCAUCAUGGAGAUGUUAUUCAGCUUCUAGUUGGACUUGCCAUUGGAACAUUAACAAGCGAUGCUCUCCUACAUCUUUUACCUCAUGCUUUUAUUGAACCUUCACAUGGCUCUGAUAAUCAUCAUCAUGGAGACAAUCAUGGUCACUCUCAUGGUGCCGAUGAAACAGCUGAAAUGGCAAAGAUUGGACAUGGGGAUCAUACAAGAAGUGUUAUUUAUGGAUUAAUGUCGUUAAUGGGGAUAAUUGGGUUUCUCACAUUUGAACGAGUUUUAACAAUAAUUAGUGAUUUAUUUAGUCAAAGUAAUCGGAAAUCAUCCAAGAUUUCUAAUUGCAAUAAAGCUAAACAUUCAAAUCACAACUUAACUGCUUUAAACGAUAAUGGACAUGCGGCUGCCUCGGAAUUGGAGAAACUUAAUGAAACAAUUAAAAUGAAUGAUGAGAAAUGUAAAGAGGCCGGUGAUGUAGCUUAUAUGAAUGGUAAUGCAAAUGAUUUACAAUUAACAACGGAACAAUGUCAUAGGGAGACGAUUGUUUAUCAACACCCAGAUCCUGAUAAAGGAUAUGUUGUAACAUUAACUGAUCAUCAUCAUCAUCAUCAAAAGCAACACCAAAAAGGAGCCAAAUCAGUGAUAAUGAUGAUCGUUACCGGUGAUGGGAUGCACAACUUUUUCGAUGGCUUAGCCAUUGGAGUCGCGUUUGCCGGUGGUGGGGUAGGUGGUGGUUUAAGUACCUCCGUAGCCAUCUUAUGUCACGAAUUGCCUCAUGAAGUGGGCGAUUUUGCGGUUCUUCUUAAUGCUGGACUUUCAACCAAACGAGCAGUAAUGUACAAUUUUCUAUCAGCUGUUUUGUGUUUCAUUGGAAUGACGGUUGGUGUAAUAGUUGGUAAAAUGGAUACCGGAUUAUUAAGUUCCCUAAUUGCUGGGAUGUUUUUGUAUAUUGCACUUGUAAACAUGAUUCCCCAAUUAGAUUGUUGUCCAACCGAAUCAGGAACCACUCGAGCCCUUAAAUUAUCAAUCCAAUUAAUAGGAAUCAGCAUUGGCGUUGCAAUUAUGUCUACCAUUUCUAUUUAUGAGACCAAUUUACAAGAACUUUUCCAAUGAUAAUAAUAAACAAAAAAAAGCCAAAAAAAAGUGAAAAAUUAAAUAUUAAUAGAAUUAAUUUUCUUGCUGAUAAACA